Molecule: messenger RNA, 3320 nt
Organism: Physella acuta
Lineage: Eukaryota; Metazoa; Mollusca; Gastropoda; Physidae
Product: transmembrane protein 248
Source: RefSeq, a predicted model, not a curated record
UAUAGACUACAUGGCGUCGUUUUGUCAACAUCCUCUUCGAUUUAUGACGUGAUGUAAAUUAUUAUUUAUUAGAUUCCAAAUCUAAUUUUAAAUUCAGUCAUAGAUCUAGAAUAGAUCUAAAUUUAAAAAAAAUUAAGGUUUCAGAAAAUGGCUUUUAUCAUUGUUGAGAAUCUCCGUGGCUUUUUUAACAGUCGACCUCCACUAGUUGUUUUUAUGAUUUGCUUGGCUUCUUUUGCAAUAGCUCUUAUAACUUUUGCAUAUAUUGUAAAGACAAAAGAAAUGGCCAACCCUGAUGUAUCAGAGGAUUGGAAUACUUUUUUGACAAAAUUUUCAAAACUGGAUUUUUGUGUUCCCCACAAUGCAUCUAUGCAUAUAAAUGCAAGUUCACCUAUAAAGGUAGCAGACCAGAGUCCAGCUGAAGUUUAUAACAGUUUAAAAGAUAAAAUUCAAGAUGUGGAUGCUGUAGAGUCUAGACAGAGCAAACGAUCAGUGACCAACAGGGCAAGUCCGGUGUCAGCAACAUUGAGCAGAGAAGAUCCAGUAACCCAGGAGCCUAGUACAACUGUCUACUCUAGGGAUAGCAUUGUCAAUGUUACAAUGUAUCUAAACAUUAAAGUGGCCCCCACACCAGAGCUGCUGUCCUUCCCCCUCAAUUUGAUGCAUUUAACUGCAACUAUUACUGGGAAAAUGCUGGAUUUAAAAGAGAGUCAGGAACACAUCUAUGUGACAAUGAUAUUUGCCAGCAACCUGACAAAAAGUAACUGCGAGGAAUGGCUGGGCUCUGAGUGCAGGCUACACACUAUAAAUACUUGUGUGACAUUUACUGCUCCAGCCUUCUUGUUGCCACACACUCAGAAGCCCAAACAAGCUGAGGUGUGUGGAGAUUUAGAGGGGGUGACCAAAAACAUGUCAGCUGCCAACACUGCCAUUAGUCAGAACUCAGAUUGGUGCCACAGUGGUGGACACUUGAGGGUGGAAUAUUCCUUGGAUGAUUCUCUGACAGUCAUGCUGUCACAACAAGAGAGAUCACUCAUCAAUCUUCAUCUUAUGAGGACAAGUUAUUUUCUCUUUGUAAUGGUAGUGACUAUGUUUUGCUAUGCUAUGAUUAAAGGCAGACCUGGGAAGAUAAAAACAGUCCAUGUUCAUUAUGACAAGGUGACAAGUCAGCCCUAAGUUGUGGUACCACUUCCCUUGAAUGUCAGGUUGACAUGAAAGGUCUCAAGUUGCUGAAGUAUUGAAUCUGUCAAAGAUAUCUGUGAAUGUCUGGUAAAGAUAUCUGAGAAUGUAAUUUUGUUAUAGGUAUCUGUGAAUAAUUGUAGUAAAAAGAAAUCUGAGAAUGUCUGUUGCAAAGUUAAUUGAGAAUAUCUGAAAACAUGCUAAAUCUGAUCAUCUGCCGUACUGACAUGUAUAAAUGUAGUUUUUGUAGUGCACAUUCUAAUGGACUCAUGUCACCAGUUGUUCUUAUGUAGUUUUUGUAGUGCACAUUCUAAUGGACUCAUGUCACCAGUUGUUCUUACCCUUUCAAGUGACAACACUAAAUGAAGUUAGUCUAGUGCUUCCAGCAAGUGUGCUAUAUAUAGGCAUUUAUUGCUGGCUUCUUAGUUUGAUGUUUGACUGUGUAAGAUGUAAUUUUAAUGUCUGACUGUAAGAUGUAAUUUAGAUGUUUGACUGUGUAAGAUGUUUGACCAGUAGAUACAGCAUGUACAGUAGAUGUCAAAGUGAAAGUUUGAAGGUUUUUUUUUUUACCUGCAUUGGAAAAUUUGAUUUCAUAAACAUUCCCACUGAUGGGCUCAUUGAAUUGUGCAUUCAAGAUUGAAAGACAUUUUGAAACAUCUAAAUGUAGAUCUCUAUCUAAAGGGAAUGGCCACUUACUCGUGUAUUUUGUUUGAGUUACAUUCUGUGCUAAAGCUUCAUGGAAGUUGUAGGGGAGCUAAUUGGCAUUUUAAAAAAUUGUCCUCCAUUUAGUAUUGCUGCUGUUGACGUUGUGAUGGGAACCUAGUGAUAUUGACUUGUGAUAUUAAGCUUAUGUAGAGCCUGGGUGUGGUGGUGAUCAUUGAGUGGAUUGACAAUCCCUGAAAACUUGUGCAAACACUUGUGAGAAACAGAUUCUCCCUACCAGAGCUCCCCGCUGCUGUAGAUAGCCCUUACAAAUGUUUGUGGAGAUGAAUAAGGGGGAGUGAGUCAAACUUUCUCAUGUUAUUCUUAGAAACUUUUUUUAAUGAAUAUCUGAGUUGAAAUAGUUGAAGAAAUUGUUUUGGUACAAAACUUCAAGUCUACGUGGUUAAGAGAUCAACAAAAGAUUGACUAAAAAUACUAGGUAUAUAAAUAAAUUUACUUUAAUUUGUUUAUAAUUAACUGGACACUUUUAUUACCUGUAUUAUUUGUGUUGACAACUCUUUGUAAAGAACUCUUGCUCUAGACCUCUUAUCAUGUUUGUUUUCAGUUUUCAUUCUAUGUCUUUAGAUCAGUGGCCACUUGAGUCACAGAUUGGAUUUAAAACUUGUCAUUUUUUAAGUAGAUUUGAACAAUUAAAAUUGCCCUUGUCUAUUUUUAUUUUAUUUGGCUUUAAAUAGAUUGUGAAUGCAAUGAAAUGUGUUUAUCUUUUGCUCUCCAAGUCCCUGCAUAUUGGAUGAAUAGGCUCAAGAUGGAAAGGCCGCUACAAACUUCAUCAACCAUUGUUUAUAAUCUGAUCUGUAUCAUUGUACAAUUUGCAAGUUAAAACAUAGAUUGUGACAGUAUGUUUUGUUCAAAUGACCAAGUUACUAGAAAAAACUAAAACAAGAUUUGGCAGACGUCCUUACCAAUUAUGACUGGUUUUAAAAAGUCUCAAGCAACACCCUAACCUUACUCUCUACAAGCAGGUGGACAGGAUUUGUUCAAGCUCUAUUGGCACUAUUCAUUCAGUGAUUGAAUAUGACAAAAAAAUCUUUAACCCAAAUGUCAAGUUUGGGAUUCAAUAGUUGCCUACACCAACACUAUGGAUGGCAUAUUUUGUUGUCAGAAAUCAGUCAAGAAGAUAAUGUUUGUUAAAUUUACUAAUUUAUGUUUCUUUGUUCCAUUGAAACAAAGAAUUGUUGCUAUUGUUUAAACUUUAUUUCUAAAACGAUGUGGGACAAUUUUUAUUCAUGUAUGUAUAUAAAUUAAAAUAUGUUUAUCAUAUAUAUUUAUAUAUAUAUACAUGUAUAUAUAAUCAUGUAAAUUUAUAUAUAUAUAUAUAUAUAUAUAUAUAUAUAUAUAUAUUGUUUUUCUUUCCAUGAGGAUGAUACUUGUCAUGUUAAUAUUUUAACUUAAAAAAUUUAAAUAUAAAGGUUUCAUUUCUU